UUCGUACUCGAUAAUACCGAUUGUGAUACCGAAGUACCGAUUAGGAUACCGAAGUACCGAUUGGAAUACCAAAAUAUUUAGAAAUUGAGAUUGGAAUACCAAAAUAAUUUAGGAAUUGAAAGUGAGAUUGAUUUUACGGUAUAUUUCGGUAUUUGGUAUUGGGAUACAAUACCGAUUUCGGUUUCCACACUUAAUCGGCCGUCCGUGUUUUUUUUCCGAGCCAAGUCGCGUUCAUGUUUAGAGCUUCUCUCUACGUGUACCUACAAUCAUCACAACACAUACACAGCAUCUCGGCCGUCCGAUGAGCAUAAUAAACGAUCUCCCACUUUCCGGUAGAACGACCCAUCGCUCUUCUACGUGGAGACUACGAUAAUCACGAACACCUUUGCCGCCUCCACCGUCAGAUCUCCAUCAUAAAAAUCAUUUCCCCGUCUCUCAGACGGCAUAGCGAGCGAGCUCUCCAUUUUCACCUCAUUUUCCUUCGUUAAAUUCCUUCCUUCCCUUCUUUCACACCCCGAUCGAUUCCAGACCGCCGGAACCAUCACCGGACGCCUCCGACGUUUUGCCCAUAUGGUAAGUCUCCAGAGCUCGCUCUCUUUUGUCGCAGUUUGGCUGUAGAGGUCGUCUCUGGCUCAGCUUUGGAUCGCUAUUGAUCUUAGGGUUUUUGGAUUUUUGCUCUUCUCAUUUCUUUGCCUGUUCGACGAUACUGAUGAAUUGAUGGCUGCGUGGGUAGAAGUUGGAUCUCGGUUGUAUCUGCUACUGUGUUUAUGGCAUUCGUGUGAUAUCAAAUUUCUGAAUUGCGAGUAGUAUUAGGCGUUUUCCCAAUACUUAGUUCCAGCGAACGUGUCGGUGGUUAUCAGGAGACGGCAUUGAGAGUAUCUCAAUGUUUGGGAUAGCCUGUAGUAUACUGAAGCACUUGGCUUUGCCGAAAUUAACAGCAGUUUCUGCCUUGACUUUAAGAAUCCAGGUUGAAAAGUUUCUGAAUCCUGGUAUAUUGCUACGGACCUUGGUAUCAGUUCUUUUGCUUGAUCAUCUGGUUAGCUCGAUUUGUAUGGAACCACUCCCCUUUGCCAGUGUUCUAUGGUAUUAAUACAUACAGAGUGCUGAAGUAGGAUAGUGACAAUCAGGUUUUAAGUGGAGCUAUAUGUUUGUGUUUGGCUUGGAAGAAGAUGGUAGGAAGUGGAAUUGACAAAAGCAAGUACUGGGGAGUUCUCUAGUAAAUCGGUCUAAGAUGUUAUAUAAACUUCUAAAAUUGAGUUGAGGUUUAAAUUGUGGCUUUCCCCCAUGACUUAGUUUCAUGUCAUCAGAAGUCUUUGAGAGAUUUUAUUUUUCCUGUGUUCUGAAUUGUGAUGGACGUUUAUGCUGAGGCAGUUGUGGGACUUGAAAGCAAUUCCAGCAUUGAUGGGCUUUUUAAUCUUUAUUCUAAAGAAUAUGGACUGAAUAUCAUGCCUCAUAUAUUGCUAGGAAAUUUAAGCACCAGUUCUGUUUGUUGCUUGAUCAUUCAGCCAACUUUAAGCUCUAUUUCUGCGUGAACUCUACCCUAUUUGAUGGUUCUGCUGUAGAUUUGUAUCCAGAGUACUGAUAUAAGGCUGGUCGGCAGGCUUAACUAGAGCUAUGUGUUCUUUCUUUUUUCUGCACAGGCACCCAUUAGGGGCAUCCUUUCGAUGCGGAGAGCAGUGUUGGCUCAUCAUCAAGCUAACAAACUCCCUCUAGCCUUCCGAUCAUUAAGCACACAAGCUGCAAGCAAUGCCAGCACACCACAGCCACCUUCACCACCACCACCACCUCCUGAGAAGACCCAUUUCGGUGGCUUGAGUGACGAGGAUCGCAUCUUCACCAACUUGUAUGGACUCCACGACCCUUUCCUCAAAGGUGCAAUGAAAAGAGGUGACUGGUACAGAACCAAGGACUUGGUCCUCAAGGGCACCGAUUGGAUAGUCAACGAAGUAAAGAAAUCCGGCCUCAGAGGUCGUGGUGGGGCUGGUUUCCCCUCGGGACUCAAAUGGUCAUUCAUGCCCAAAGUCUCUGACGGCCGCCCUUCCUAUCUGGUAGUCAAUGCCGAUGAAAGUGAACCGGGAACUUGCAAAGACAGAGAAAUCAUGCGUCAUGAUCCCCACAAGCUGCUCGAGGGCUGUUUGAUUGCUGGUGUAGGAAUGAGAGCUCGUGCUGCAUACAUCUACAUCAGGGGUGAAUACGUAAACGAGCGUAACAACCUAGAGAUCGCAAGGAAAGAAGCGUAUGCUGCCGGACUUCUCGGCAAAAACGCCUGUGGAACAGGUUACGACUUCGAUGUUCAUAUCCACUAUGGGGCUGGUGCUUACAUUUGCGGAGAAGAAACCGCUCUUCUAGAAAGCCUUGAGGGGAAGCAAGGCAAGCCAAGGUUGAAGCCGCCUUUCCCUGCCAAUGCAGGACUCUACGGAUGCCCUACUACAGUGACAAAUGUUGAGACAGUCGCGGUCUCUCCCACUAUCCUCCGACGUGGGCCUGAGUGGUUUGCUAGUUUCGGAAGGAAGAACAACUCUGGAACAAAGCUGUUCUGUGUCUCUGGCCAUGUGAACAAGCCAUGCACAGUUGAGGAAGAGAUGAGUAUUUCCUUAAAGGAGCUCAUUGAACGACACUGUGGUGGGGUCCGCGGUGGAUGGGACAACUUGCUGGCUGUUAUCCCAGGUGGAUCUUCGGUCCCGUUAUUGCCAAAACACAUAUGUGAUGACGUGUUGAUGGAUUACGACGCAUUGAAGAAUGUGCAAUCGGGAUUAGGAACAGCGGCGGUGAUAGUGAUGGAUAAGUCUACAGAUGUUGUUGAUGCGAUUGCUAGGCUGUCGUACUUCUACAAACACGAGAGCUGUGGGCAGUGUACUCCAUGUAGGGAAGGAACAGGGUGGCUGUGGAUGAUUAUGGAGAGGAUGAAAGUUGGAGAUGCGAAGUUGGAAGAGAUUGAUAUGCUUCAGGAGGUGACUAAGCAGAUUGAGGGGCAUACUAUCUGUGCUCUGGGUGAUGCUGCUGCUUGGCCUGUCCAAGGACUAAUUAGACAUUUCAGGCCGGAGCUCGAGAGGAGGAUCAGGGGGCGUGCAGAUAGAGAGUUGCUGCAGGCUACUGCUUAAAGUUCUAUAAAGGUUUGCUCCUGCAUCUCUGCUUACUUCUGUCCCAAAUGGUAUCUUUUACUUAUCCAAUAGCCUAUCCAUUGCUCUGCAUAACUAGUCUGGUUUUGGUACCCAUAUUUCCAUACCCACUUGAGGUUCAGGAUGUAAAUCAAAUCCUGAGCUACGCCUUAUUGGAUACAGGGUAAUUCCAUGUUUACCACUAUAUAUCCCUACAGUUGAGUGUUAUCCUGUGGGAUGUAGCCAGGUUCCUACGGAAUCCACGAAUGUCGAUAUUUUUGUCAUCCCUAGUUUUGAUAUUCUCAAGUCAAGUGAUCAAAUCUGAGUCAAUUGUACAUUGCUGUCAGGAUCAUCAGUCUAAGUGCCUUCUGUUCUGCAGGAAAGUUUCGCUUGCGAGGGGGAGUUGAAGAUCGCGAAAUAAAUCGUACCAACUACAAGUGUAAUUCUCAGGUGGUGUAUUCUCUCGACUGCAGGAGCAGGCAGUCAUUAGUUGCAGUCUUCUUUUCUGUCUGGCAUUUUCACAUCAACUGUUACCAAUUGUGGGUGAUUUCAACAUCCCUGAGAAGAGUUCGCACAUUGCUUCUAUGGCGAAGGGGAUGGUUGUUAUUUUCUUACAUAUAUAUCUUGUUAGUUCUUCUGAAGGAUUCUUUCAAAGUUUGACGCUGUCAAUAAGAUGUGUAAUGGUACAUUAUGAUCACAUCUUGAACGCAUCAUCUUAAGUCUUGAAAUGGAGACAAAGAGAGUCGUGUGGUACUUUGUUUCUCUGAAUCUGUGAGCUUGGUUUUUGGCUGUGACGUGACGUUCCAAGUAAAUGCCUAUUUUUACCAUUUUGGGGUUUCCUACCAGAAUUCGAAUGGACAAAAUUGGACAUGUGCUCAGGUAUGUGAUUAUAUGCUUAUUGGCAGGUGGAGAAUGAUCUGGUCCACGGAAGGUCGAAUAUUAAUGUGACUCACCUGAAUUGAGGAUGAUAAAUAAUCAUGGUUAGGCCGCAUUAAUCUUGAUUCCUAAAAUUUUAAAUUAUCUGGAUUUUGUUCAGAAAGAAAGAGAAAUUUCAUGUCUGGAAUGAAAAUGCAUUUUGUUUGAGUCCAACUGGGUGUAGGAGUGAGACUCGGGAAGAUGGGUCAAGGAGAGUAAGCAAUAGGAGAAUAAUCGUCAACCAAAGAACUGAGGAAACAACGAAUAGAGUUGAGAGGGUGAUAUCUUAGAGAGAGAAGUUGAUAAUUUUUAGAGAUAGAGUCAGAAAAAUCCGAUCCCCUUCACCCACCGGAGUAAAUGCUGUAUUUAUAGGCUACAUGGUGGUGGGUGAGUUACAUGAUGAUAUGGUGACAUGACUACUAUGGUAUGGUGACAUGACUACUGACAUGUCAGAGAUAUAGGCCACCUCCCUACUUAGGAAAAGACCUUUAGCCAUGAUUAUACCUAGGACUAUGAUGGUGACUACCCUUUGAGUGACGCGGCGCCGCUUCCAUGAUUUCUUGGUCAGGGUCCACAUCUGUCCAAAGCGUCGUCGUUCUGUGUCCGGGCGCAGCCUCCGGGCGUGGUCCUUUCUCGCGCACUUGACUCUUGCGUGAGCGCCAUUGGGUGUUUCUUCAGCGCAGUGAGAUCCGAGUCACAUGCCCAACACAUUCAAUUUGAUAUGUCUGAAACCGACUUUGAUUUAGCAUGGAUAAAUUUCAGUAUUUUCA
Messenger RNA from Linum trigynum, 4783 nucleotides. The record is from the annotation of a GenBank genome assembly. NCBI's taxonomy places the organism in Eukaryota, Viridiplantae, Streptophyta, Magnoliopsida, Malpighiales, Linaceae.